Molecule: messenger RNA, 2998 nt
Organism: Myotis myotis
Lineage: Eukaryota; Metazoa; Chordata; Mammalia; Chiroptera; Vespertilionidae
Gene: SPIRE2
Product: spire type actin nucleation factor 2
Exons: 15
Coding region: 131-2311 (726 amino acids)
Biological process (GO): cleavage furrow formation; actin filament network formation; actin nucleation
Cellular component (GO): cell cortex; cytoplasmic vesicle membrane
Molecular function (GO): actin binding
Source: RefSeq, a predicted model, not a curated record
CCGCCGGGGAUGACAAAGCAGCGGCAGGAGGCGCGGGACCCGCCCCCCGCGCUCGGCGGGUGCGUCGGCCGCCCCGGCGCGGCUGUUAUGGAAACCGGCUGGGCGCGCAGGCGGCGAUGAUGGGGCGGCCAUGGCCCGGGCCGGCAGCUCCAGCGCGGACGCGGCGGCCACGGAGCGGGCGGCGGGCGGCGGGCGGCCAGAGCCGUGGGAGCUGUCCCUGGAGGAGGUGCUGAAGGCGUACGAGCAGCCCAUCAACGAGGAGCAGGCGUGGGCCGUGUGCUUCCAGGGCUGCCGCGGGCUGCGGGGCGCGCCGGGCGGCCGGCGGCGCAUCCGGGACACGGCGGACAUCCUCCUGCGCAGGGACGGCUCGGUCGGCGCGAGGCCGGAGCCCGGCGACGCGGAGCCCACAAUGAUGGUGGUGUCACCGGCCAGUUCGGAAGCCCAGAUGGUGCAGUCACUGGGCUUCGCCAUCUACCGCGCACUGGACUGGGGUCUGGACGAGAGCGAGGAGCGGGAGCUCAGUCCGCAGCUGGAGCGGCUCAUCGACCUGAUGGCCAACAGCGACUGCGAGGACGGAGGCUGCAGCGCGGCGGACGAGGGCUACGGGGGCCCGGAGGAGGAGGAGGAGGCGGAGGGCGGCCCCCGCGCCGUGCGCACCUUCGCGCAAGCCAUGCGGCUGUGCGCCGCGCGCCUGACCGACCCCAGGGGCGCGCAGGCCCACUACCAGGCCGUGUGCCGCGCGCUCUUCGUGGAGACGCUGGAGCUGCGGGCCUUCCUGGCCAGGGUCCGCGAGGCCAAGGAGAUGCUGCAGAAGCUUCGCGAGGACGAGCCACAGGCGGAGCAGCCCCUGGCGGAGCUUGACAACCUGAGGCACACGGACUGGGCCCGACUCUGGGUCCAGCUCAUGCGGGAGCUUCGCCACGGAGUGAAGCUCAAGAAGGUGCAGGAGCAGGAGUUCAACCCGCUGCCCACCGAGUUCCAGCUCACCCCCUUCGAGAUGCUGAUGCAGGACAUCCGCGCCAGGAACUACAAGCUGCGCAAGGUCAUGGUCGAUGGGGACAUCCCUCCCAGGGUGAAGAAGGACGCCCACGAGCUCAUCCUCGACUUCAUCCGCUCCCGGCCGCCGCUGAAGCAGGUCUCAGAGAGAAGGCUCCGCCCCCUGCCCCAGAAGCAGAGGACCCUGCACGAGAAGAUCCUGGAGGAGAUCAAGCAGGAGCGGAGGCUGCGCCCCGUGGGGGCCCAGCGCUGGGGUGGCCGGGGGUUUGGCUCUCUGCCCUGUAUCCUCAACGCCUGCUCCGGGGAUGUCAAGUCCACUUCCUGCAUCAACCUGUCCGUCACGGAUGCCGGGAGCUGUGCCCAACGCCCACGGCCCCGGGUCCUGCUCAAGGCGCCCACCUUGGCGGAGAUGGAGGAGAUGAACACGUCUGAGGAGGAAGAGUCUCCGUGUGGGGAGGUGACCCUGAAGCGGGACCGCUCUUUCUCAGAGCACGACCUUGUCCAGCUGCGGAGUGAAGUGGCCUCUGGCCUGCAGCCAGCCACCCAGCCCCCAGGAGGCUUGGAGCCGUCCCGGGCCCGCGCGGGCAGCAUGCACACCUGGCGGCCGAGCACCCAGGAGCAGGGUUCCUUCCCUGUGAGCGUCCAGUCCCAGGCUGACCCCAGCUCCCCCCGACCCAGUGACCUGCGCUCAGCGAAGGACAGGCCAGAGGCCUCUGCGGCCGCCGACCCCAGUCACCUGUGGCUGGAGUUCAGCCACCCCGUGGAGAGCCUGGCUCUGACUGUGGAGGAGGUGAUGGACGUGCGCCGUGUGCUGGUGAAGGCGGAGAUGGAGAAGUUCCUGCAGAACAAGGAGCUCUUCAGCAGCCUGAAGAAGGGCAAGAUCUGCUGCUGUUGCCGAACCAAGUUCCCGCUGUUCUCCUGGCCGUCCACCUGUCUCUUUUGCAAGAGAGCCGUCUGCACUUCCUGCAGCAUAAAGAUGAAGAUGCCCUCCAAGAAGUUUGCACACAUCCCUGUCUACACGCUGGGCUUUGAGAAUCCUCAGAGGGUGACAGCUGCCAGAGCCACAGCCACACAGCGGAGAGACGCCUUCCAAUCCCUGCAGAGGCCCCAGUGGCAGAGUGUGGAGGAGGAGUUCCCUCACAUGUACACCCACGGCUGUGUCCUGAAGGACGUCUGCAGCGACUGCACCAGCUUCGUGGCUGACGUGGUGUGCUCCAGCCGCAAGAGCGUGGAUGCCCUCAACACCACCCCUCGCCGUGCCCGCCAGACCCAGUCCCUCUACAUCCCCAACACCUGGACUCUGGACUUCAAGUGACAGCCCUUGCUACCCCAGGCUACCUGGCCCGAGGCUUUGCAAGGUGGCCAGGCCUCUGGGGAGGAGCCAGGCCAGUUCUGGAUGAGGCUGAGCGCUCCCCAUCCUGGGGCACAGCUGCUAGCUGCCUCCGGAGUGUGCAUGUACAUAUAUAUAUAUAUAUAUAUACAUAUACAUUUAUAUAACAUAUACACAGCCUAUAUAUUUAUAUAUGUUUCCUGGCCCCAAGCCCAUUUGGGGUCAGGCUUACUUCCAGGAUCCUCCCCAGGGAGGCUGUUUCCUCUCAAGACUCCAUGGGUGGAGUGGGGAUGGCAUAGGAUAGAAAGGGGGUCAGGCUGGAGACAAGGGAUGGUGGGGCUCUGGGGAGGACCCUGCCCCUGUGUGUGUGCUCCAUCCCUCCUUGGGCAGAUGUCCAGGCAUGGAAGGGCAUCUUGGUCCACAGGUGAACUGGAGCGUCCCACUUGCAUCUGUGCUCCCCUCUCAGGAUAUGGGCUGUGGGGGCACCUGGGGAGCUUGAGUGGGCCGAGAUUCUCCCAGGCAGGUGUCCCAGGGCCACCCCCUUGGAAGCCUGGAGCAAAACUCACUCCCUUCCUGACACCAUGCCCUGCAAUGCUUUCGGUCUGGUUACCGGGAGGAGCCCUGUAAGUGUGUCUUCACAGCCACUCUGGCCCAAUAAAGGUGGUCUCACAA